This is a messenger RNA of Amoebophrya sp. A25, 2979 nucleotides long. The record is from the annotation of a GenBank genome assembly. NCBI's taxonomy places the organism in Eukaryota, Dinophyceae, Syndiniales, Amoebophryaceae.
CUUCGGUUGACGUUGAAGACACCACAGUCAGGAUUAUCUGUACGCCGUCAUCUCAUCUGUACCUGAAUGUUCUCAAAGAAUCUACUAACGGAAGCAGAUGACAUCUCACGACCCUCCUGAAAAGUAUGGAAACUUCGAAAUGGUUAAUGAGGCAGAAGUCGGAGAAAGUGGAUAUUAUUUGCAAGCGAGCCUUCAACCUGUUUUGUUCGUGUUGUUAUUUUCCGUCUGACAAAGAAGAAGGUAAGUACUCAAUUAAUAGAAGGCAUGUAGAUGUACUCCUUUAUAGUAGACGUAUGACACCUCUGAGCCACAAUCACAAACAGUCAAUUGAAACUGAGUCAUCUUCUUUGCAGAAUCCUGUAGUCCUACGGAAUACUUGCCUGUGUGGUAAUCCGCACGUGGAGGCAAUAGCAUGAAAAUACCGAGUCACGCCCAGCAGGCCUAAGACUUGUCUCGACAUCCGACUAUCGAUAUCAUCCGACCAUCGAUAUCUGGCUAUCGAAGAUAUCCGACUAUCGAUAUCUGGCUAUCGAUACCCGACUUUCGUCCUCGUCAGGGUUUUCAUUUAUCUUGAAUCUUCAAGACAAAGACAUAUACAGAUCAUGCUGUCCGAGGAUAAGGCGACUCGCAAAGACCGAGAAUUUCGAAAUUUCCUUGUUGAUUCUGGGUCUGCGGUAUGUUGAGUGAAUUUUUUCCCAUCGCCUCUCCCACUCUCUCUUUUUUUUUUUGAAAUAAAACUGCCAGGAAGUAGAAGAUUAUCUCCUGUCUAGAACGCCGAGAUGGAAAAGCUGCUCAUCUGGCUAGUAGAUGAACAAAUGAAAAGUGAGAUAGACAAGCAAUGAAGCCACAACCUCUAGUAUAGGUAGAAUCAGCAUCAUCAUCCACCUGUCUCUAGGGGAAAAUCAUCAUCCACCGGUGAAAAGAGUGAAGGUCCUGUCUCUCAAUCAUCAUCAUCAUCUGUCCCUAGGGGAGAGGAAUGAGAAAAACUUAGACAUCCUUUCAUACGCGGACAGUUUAUUGAAACUGCUGUUGUCUCUACGGGAACACGAGGCCUACGGUGGAGAUAAAUUCCCACUCAAGCGAGAGGAGAAAACGCAGGUGCAUCAAGUGAUAUGGCUUUGGUGUUUCUUCAGAAACAACUAAAAUUAUCUGUAAGUGACUGACUUUUUAUAUGAAAGUACUGACUUCGAUGACAUUAGCUAGCAUUACAACACUAGUGAGUCUAGGUUGUAAGACCACUAGAGAGUCGUGCUGUAGUGUUUCGUAUUCGUGCUUCCUGCUCUGUAAGUUGACCGAGAUUUGAUAUUGAUUUCUUAUUCCUCUCCUGAUUUUUUUUGUAGUCCUCUGGAACUUUUUUCAUCGUGGUUACUCCUUCUAAGUAAUUCUUUUGUAAAACCUAGUCCUUUUCUCUUUCUCUUACUCAUUUUCGUAUUGGACUUUUACGGUGUGCUACCCUUUUCUCUCUUUGUUUUCUUCUAAUCCUCCUAUUGGAUUUCUACGAUGCGGCACCAGACCCAGUGUGGGAUGAGAUACACGAUUUACGUGGCAGCAUCGGCAAACUUCGGAAAACAUGUGAAGACUUAGAGUCACGUAUUGAUUAAGUUUUUCUUAUAAGAUGAACCUUACGUAUUUCUAUUCAACACCUUACGUAGCUCUUCUUGCUUACCUCUAACAGAGUAGUUUAUAGCACGCAUGGUGCAUGGAGUGCAUGGAGCGCAGAGCUUUAAGGGGCGCAAGAAGCUCCAUGCGAGCUGUGAAACCUUAUAAAUUGCUCUGCUCUAAGUAUAGGGUGAACAUUACGUAGCUCUAUCUUACAUAUUUCUUCUAUUCAACAUUGGAUGGUUAACUUUAUAAGAACUCUAUCUUCUUUUAUUUUUUGUGCCGAUCAUCAACAUCAUUAUAGGAGGAGAGGAGCUCAACCACAAUUUAUUCAUAGGCACAAAGCUUCUGCACUUCCUCUAGGUGUGUCAGCCACAGAAGCAAAGUCAGAGAAGUGGAAAGCGAAGGCCUACGCCACAAGAGCGUGGAAGAGGCUUUCUCAGGGAGCAGAGGGUGGAGUAGCAUGUACAAAAAUAUUUUUUCACUUUGAUCGUUCGUCUGUGGCAUGAUUUGCAUUGCGCAAAAGAAUAUAAUGAUAUCAUGUUGAUGACUGGCGCCUUGUCUGCUUCACAUGCUUUUUUUCACACGUUUCAAUUUCUUCGAACCACCAACAAAUCCAACGAGGGAGAAAUUGAUUGUUUUUUCCAACAUUGCUACAGGUAAGGACCUGCUGCAGCGCGUCUUUGGUGCGUACAAAAAAGUGCCGCAUGCCUGUCUCGGUGAAGUGGAGAAAAUGCCAGAUAUCGAAAAAAAAGGCUUCAUCACUAUCGCGUCAACAGACGAACGUCUCACGAUUAUGGCUCAAUUUUGGUCACAUUUUCCAGUGUUGUCUUUCAAGACAUUGAAUACGAUUUUCUAGCUGGUGUACUAGAAGAUGUGCCUCCUGCAUUUCCUGAAGAUGCACUUGUCAUUUGAAGAGUGCAUAUUAUGAAGAUGCAUAGCAUUAUUUCAUGAAGAUGCACAUCUAGCUCAUUUCAUUCCUUUAGUUUCUGUUUUUCUAAUUUCGAUUUCAUCGCUGACUGUAUUCGAGACAUGAAGCCGCCAGCACCUCCUCCUGACGAAGGCGAACCCCCAGAGCAGCCAGAGGAGAUUGGGCCAGUUUAUUCGGAGCCUGAGGAUGACAUCUAUCUCAUGGUAGCAGAGGUCUUUGGUGUACUUUCGACUGUGGGGUGAAGUUAUCGGGAACUGUCGGUAGACAGUAGUUCGUUUCUUGGAAAAUCAAAAUAUUACGCGUCUAGUUCUAGUCCGUAGCAACUUCUGAAGUUGUAAACAAAGAUGUAAUUUGAAACAUAACGAAAAUUACAGGGAGCAGCUCAGGAGACGACGCAACUGGACUCUAUGAGGACAACUUCAGUUAAAAUCAUGAUCGAGAGUUUCUAC